Messenger RNA from Sorghum bicolor (sorghum), 1749 nucleotides. RefSeq names its product cytochrome P450 CYP99A1. Gene Ontology annotation, molecular function: oxidoreductase activity, acting on paired donors, with incorporation or reduction of molecular oxygen; monooxygenase activity; heme binding. NCBI's taxonomy places the organism in Eukaryota, Viridiplantae, Streptophyta, Magnoliopsida, Poales, Poaceae. The record is from RefSeq and is a predicted model, not a curated record. The transcript is spliced from 2 exons. The coding region runs from base 36 to 1634 and encodes 532 amino acids.
CUCUUCUUCCCCUGAAAACAGGAAACCAAUGCAAUAUGGAGCUAAACUCGUCAGACACCUUCCUCUUCCUAACAACUCUCAUCUCAGCGGUGAUCCUUGCUGUGUGCUCACUAAUUAGCCGCCGCAAACCUUCACCAGGUUCCAAGAAGAAGCGGCCACCAGGCCCAUGGCGUCUCCCCUUGAUCGGAAACCUCCUCCACCUCGCCACCUCCCAGCCGCACGUCGCGCUACGGGACCUGGCGAGGAAGCACGGGCCCGUCAUGUACCUGCGUCUGGGCCAGGUCGACGCCGUCGUGAUCUCCUCGCCGGCGGCGGCGCAGGAGGUGCUCCGGGACAAGGACACCACCUUCGCGUCGCGGCCGAGCCUGCUCGUGGCGGACAUCAUCCUGUACGGAAGCAUGGACAUGUCGUUCGCGCCGUACGGCGCGUACUGGAGGAUGCUCCGCAAGCUCUGCAUGUCGGAGCUGCUCAACACCCACAAGGUGCGGCAGCUCGCCGCCGUCCGUGACAGCGAGACCCUUUCGUUGGUUAGGAAGGUGGUCUACGCAGCCGGCGCCGGCGGCGGCGGCCGCGGCCAGCGCGGCGAGGCGCCGGUCGUCAAUCUGGGCAGGCUGGUUCUGUCGUGCUCGAUGGCGAUCACCGGCAGGGCGACGCUCGGGAAGCUCUGCGGCGACGAGAUCAUGUCGGUCGUCGACGUGGCCGUGCUGUACGGUAGCGGGUUCUGCGCCGGGGACCUCUUCCCGUCGCUCUGGUUCGUGGACGUCGUCACUGGGCUGACACGCCGGCUGUGGACGGCGCGCCGGCGCCUCGACGCCAUUUUUGACAGGAUCAUCGCCGAGUGUGAGGCUCGGCAACGACAGGAGGAGAAGAUGACCGGAGAUGAUGGCUUUCUCGGCGUCUUGCUUCGGAUCAGGGACGACGACGGGGAGCCAGAGACCGGCGGCAUCAGCACGACAAGUAUCAAAGCAAUCUUAUUUGACAUGCUCGCCGGAGGGACGGAGACGACGUCGUCCGCGGCAGAAUGGAUCAUGUCGGAGCUGAUGAGGAAGCCGGAGGCGAUGGCCAAGGCGCAGGCCGAGGUCCGUGGAGCCCUCGACGGCAAGAGCCCGGAAGACCACGAGGGGCAAAUGGACAAGCUCAGCUACACAAGGAUGGUGGUGAAGGAGGGCUUGAGGCUGCACCCAGUGCUCCCUCUCCUUCUCCCUCGUUCUUGCCAGGAGACCUGCGACGUCGGUGGCUUCGAGGUGACCAAGGGCACCAAGGUCAUCGUCAACGCGUGGGCGUUGGCGAGGAGUCCCGAGCGGUGGCACGACCCGGAGGAGUUCAGGCCGGAGCGGUUCGCCGACGACGAUGGUAGCAGCGCAGCGGUGGCGGUGGACUACAGAGGGUCUCAGUUUGAGUACAUUCCGUUUGGGAGCGGCAGGAGGAUGUGCCCUGGAAACACCUUUGGGCUCGCCGCGCUGGAGCUCAUGGUUGCACGGCUGCUCUACUACUUUGAUUGGAGCCUCCCGGAUGGAAUGCGGCCGGAGGAGCUGGACAUGGACACGGUCGUUGGUUCGACCAUGAGGAGAAGAAACCACCUGCAUCUGGUGGCAUCACCGUACAAGGAGACCGAGCUCACCGUAGGAAUUUAAUUAAUGGCUGCAAAUUAAUAUAACCUCAUGCAUGAUUGUGAUUCUUCUAAUAGAGGUUGGACAAAUAAACGAUGUUGUUCUCAUUUGUGGAAUAAAACUUGUCACUGUUGAUAUA